Molecule: messenger RNA, 1249 nt
Organism: Zootermopsis nevadensis
Lineage: Eukaryota; Metazoa; Arthropoda; Insecta; Blattodea; Termopsidae
Product: protein BCCIP homolog
Cellular component (GO): nucleus
Source: RefSeq, a predicted model, not a curated record
CACAUUACGUCACAAGUCGAAGGUUGCCGAAUAGUUCGCUUCGGCCUUUGCGUUUCUCCUGGUGUGUGCCACAAAUUGUAAAUUAUUGCACAUUAUACGAAGGCUGGGAGAGGAGGAGCAGAAAAUGGCAGCGCCAGCAAAGAAACGUGUUGUCAAUGAAGACAGUAAUUUCAACGGAAACAACGACAAAUCUGAAAACAGCGACGAAAGUUCAGAAAGCGGUGGCACGGAGGAACACAUUACUCAAGAGAAAAUUCAGGUAGACUUUGAAGGAAGAAAUCCUACUGAUGCUGACUUCCAUGGUAUCAAGCAGCUCUUACAGCAGUUGUUUCUGAAAGCUCAUGUAAACCUGUCUGAACUUGCUGAUGUCAUAAUAGGUCAAAACUAUGUUGGAAGUGUGGUUAAGCAAAGUGAGAUGGAUGCAGAUGGCAGUGAUGUUGAUGAUGAUGAAAGCGAUGUCAAUGAUGUGUUUGGAGUGACAUCCGUUUUGAAUAUCACAGAGAAGCAGAACCUUGAAUGUGUGCAGCAGUUGCGCACUCUGUUGCUGGAACUGUGUAGUGAGCAUGCCACAGACCAGGCCAACACGAUGAUCUGCUCUCUGCUGUCUGACGACACUCAGUCCAUUGGCCUCCUUAUCAAUGAGCGCAUCGUAAACAUCCCCGCACAGAUAUCAGUUCCUCUUCUGGAAAGUCUCAGCAAAGAAAUCAAAAGAUCUUGUGAGAAGAAGAUGCCGUAUGACUUUACGUAUUUCAUAUUAAUAUGUAAGUUGUACAAAUCAGAAAAUAUGCAGACAAAGAAGAAGAAGAAAAAGAAGCAGCAACAGUUGUCUGGCAGAAGUGACGAGCCAGAAAUAUUGUGGUCAAAUCCUGAGGAAGAACUUAUAGACCAGGAAGCUGACUGCCGUUUUGAGUUCUGUGUGAAAGAUGACUCUGACUCUGGUCUAGCAGGACGUUGGAUGGAGGGUGAUACGGAGAUGAGUCCGUACAGGCGUGUGCUGCUUCUGAAAGCCAGCAAGCUUGAUCCACUCAUUGAGCAGAUUAAAACUUUUGUGACUGAACAACAAUAAUUUCAAUGGGGACAGAUGAGUGUGCAGACUUAUCUUACGUAGCGCUUGAAUGUUGCAUGUGCGUGUCACAGUAUUAAGCUGAAGUCUUGCAAUGGUUGAAUGUUUUGUGUUUGAGAUGUAUAAAAUUACAUUUAUAUUGUAAGCUGUGUUUUUCAAAUGUAUAAAAUUACAUUUAUAUGCUAA